GGAAAAAAUAUAUGGUGCCGCAACCAGUACCCGUUCUCUUCGAUGUAAGGAAGGACUAAAUAAGUGGUUUGUCUCUUUCACUCGAUGGUUUAAUGCCCCGGGUGGUCGGGUGUUCAUUAUCGAUCGAGAAACUUGAUUUGGUGUGAAGUUCAUGAUGUUCUUCAGUGCUUGAAUUUCAGGUCAUGAUGGAGGAAUUAUCGAUGUCUGACAUACGGACGAUGGCUUACGAGUCGUCUGUAGAUUGGCACAACGAGUCCUUUAACCCAACAAGAUGUAACAACUCCUACGUCCCAACUCAGGAGGAAUACAGAGAAGCUCUCGGAGGCUUCUGGAUGCCCCUCGUCACAGCAGGGGCUCUUAUCACUAUUGGCUUGUACAUUCUGUUCUUCGAGCAAGUGUUCUACUCCAAUGCAGGCGCGCAUAGAGUGUUCAGAAGACACAUUUAUUGGAUCGGAUCCGUUUACCCGUUCAUGACCCUGAUGAGCCUAGUUUCACUGUUGGUCCCGAAAGCCCAUAACAUCUGCACAGCUGCAAAAAUCAUCUACAUGUCAAUCGGCAUCAGUCACUUCGGCGACCUGACCGUGCUCAUGUUUGGGAGUGAGGAGGUGAUGCUUGCAAAGACAGAAGGCAGCAAACUCAACUUGCAAGUCGGGCCUACCUGCUGCUGUUGCAAAUGCCUCCCUUCGCCCGAUGUGUCGAAGUUUAAUAUUCGCCUGGUGUUGUGGCUGUGCGACCAGAUGCCCUUCACUCAGGCUGCUUACUACCUCGCGCUCCUCGUCCUCAUCGCUGGCAACAUGGCGACGCUGGGAAAUGUCGAUCCAAAUGGCGUUUUUCUGUGGCUCAAUCUUUUCAAUUUUGCUUCCUUUAUGGGCGGGCUGUACGGUCUGCAGAUCUUGCUCUAUUUCUCCAAAGGACAUCUAGAAUUCUACAACUAUAAGGGAAAGUCUACCUCGGUGAAAAUCCUCAUCUUGAUAACAAACCUGCAGAGUUUUAUCUUCGACAUCAUGGGAAACUACAAUGCUUUUCCUUGCGUUGCCCCGUACCUCUCCCCUGCGGUCUAUAAGAUAACCAUCGUGAACUCCCUCUACAUCUUCGAAAUGAUGGUACUCGGGAGCUACACGUACUGGCAAUACCACAGCCACGAAUUCCUCAAGCCCAACCCGGCGGACGUCGAGGACCUGCACAAAGCCGAGGGAGACACCGCCAGCGUCACCACAUCCAUCACCAUCGUCGGGGAUGCUGAAGGAGGGACGUCGCGCCAGGAGACCUCCCAGAUCACGGUGACGCCACAGAUAGAGAGGUCGGAAGGGUCGUCCACAGAAAACCCAUUAGUCGACGAGAUGCAAAGGGGACAGUAUGGGGCUGUUGAGGCCAUUACGGAGCAACCCAGGGCUUUUAAUGGUGUUCCGUAGGUCUGCCUUAUAGUGGUGCUGUUAUUAGAGGCUUUUAGAGAAGGAGGAUUCAGAGAACUGCUUCAAAAUAUACGGAGCACACAAAACUAUAUAGAUUUUCUCAUACGAUUAUUGUUAUUAUACUCAUUAUUAUUAUUAUUAUCGUCAUUAUUGGUAUUAUUGAUAUCAAUAUUACAACUACUGCCACUUCUACUGCUACCACGACUAUUAUUACCAUUUUUCUUUAUUAUUAUUAUUUUCAGCUUUGCUAUUAUUAUUAUUAUCAUUAUUACCAUUAUUAUUUUCAUUAUCAAUAUCAGCGUUAU
Penaeus vannamei (Pacific white shrimp) is the source of this 1717-nucleotide messenger RNA. Its product is annotated as organic solute transporter subunit alpha. Gene Ontology annotation, molecular function: transporter activity. The record is from RefSeq and is a predicted model, not a curated record. Gene Ontology annotation, biological process: transport. NCBI's taxonomy places the organism in Eukaryota, Metazoa, Arthropoda, Malacostraca, Decapoda, Penaeidae. Gene Ontology annotation, cellular component: membrane.